This is a messenger RNA of Gloeophyllum trabeum ATCC 11539, 669 nucleotides long. RefSeq names its product LigT-like protein. Gene Ontology annotation, molecular function: 2',3'-cyclic-nucleotide 3'-phosphodiesterase activity. The transcript has a single exon. Bases 41 to 550 code for a protein of 169 amino acids. NCBI's taxonomy places the organism in Eukaryota, Fungi, Basidiomycota, Agaricomycetes, Gloeophyllales, Gloeophyllaceae. The record is from RefSeq and is a predicted model, not a curated record. Gene Ontology annotation, biological process: cyclic nucleotide metabolic process.
CGUUCCUAGUCACCAGGAAUGCCAGAAACUGACGAAGAUCAUGCAUAUCCGCCCUCCCCAGGCGAAGUCACUUUCAUCAUACCCUCGCUUCGACCCGCACAUCACCCUAUCUGCUUUCCCCGCCAUGACAGACAUAUCGCUCAUACGGAACGCCAUACCGGCGAACCAGGCUAGGAUCCCGGUGACGUUCAAAUCAGUGGACGUGGGCCCGACUUAUUUCAGGUCUGUGUACGCGGCUUGCCGCCCCAGUGCCCAGCUCCUUGAGCUGCACAAGGCGAUCCACGAGAGGAUUAAGAUGGAGCCGAAUACCCCGUCAUUCCCCCACAUGUCGAUGUUCUAUAUUGACGACUCUGAACCGGAAGAGAGGACUCGCAUACGCGAUGAACUGGUCAGUCAAGGGAAGAUUCGGCCACUCGACGGAGACGCUGUCGAAUUGGACUGCGGUGAAGGAGACGUUCUGAGGGGGUUCGAAGGCGGAGAGAUCUGGAUCGCGAAAUGCGAAGGACCAGUAUCCGAGUGGCAGGUACUGGAGAGAAUUUUCUUGCUUUAGUAGCAGUUGCAAAUAGGUCGCCUGGGCAGAGAAUGUAAUUAGGUGGAAAGAACGAAUUACUGGUGUAUCUACACCAGACAUGUAUAGAUAGAAUUACAAUUGGGGAUAGUCGCCAGACA